UACGUGUCUACAUAGGAGGCAUAUUGUCCUUCUAGUGAGGAAGAGUUCGCAGGUUGUCUCAAAUAGCCAGCUAAUUGUUGCUUGGAGUUGGGAAAUUCCUCUGGCUUAAUCAGUGUACAAAGCAAGCAAUAUGAAGGUCCAUGAAACAAAGUCUCAAGCUCAUGCUCCAGCUGCUGAUGAAGGAAAAGUGAUGACAAGGAAGCAGAAGGCAGAGAACAAGGGACAUGACGGAGAACAAUCUCCAAAGAAGGCCAAAACCGAAAACGAAAGUGAUCGUGCUAAUGGGAAAACUAGGGCUGACAUUGCUAGAGAGUUUGAGGAUUUCUGCAAAUCCAUUAGAGAGCAUCUGUCUGUUGCUCAAAUGCGAGAAAUAUUAGAGUUGAAUGACCAAGAUUCCUCUGGUUCUGAUGGAUCUGUUACCACUAAAUGCCAAGAUUUGCUGUUUCUGGGAGCACUAGGGAAAUGUCCAUUAUGCGACUGCAAUUUGGAAUUUGAUGGUAAAAGGUAUUCUUGCAAAGGGUUUUAUAGUGAGUGGUCUAGUUGCACUUUCAAGACAAGUAAUCCACCAAGGAAAGAGGAGCCAAUCAAAUUACCUGAUUCUGUUCUCAACUCCCCUAUUGCAGAUUUGCUCAAGAAGUAUCAGGACCCCAGCCGCCGGCCUCAUCUGGAUUUAGGUGCUCCAGCCAAGCCAUUUGCUGGAACGAUGAUUUCUUUAUCAGGCCGUCUUUCUCGAACACAUCACUAUUGGAAAAAGGUCAUUGAGAAAAAUGGAGGGAAGGUCUCCAAUUCUGUUAUGGGGGUGAAUUGCCUAGUUGUUUCACCGGCUGAGCGAGAACGUCGAGGUUCUUCCAAGCUAUCAGAAGCAAUGGAGAGAGGCAUACCUGUUGUGAGAGAAGCAUGGCUGCUCGAAAGCAUGGAGAGGCAAGAACCACAGCCCCUGGAAGCUUUUGAUGUUGUCUCUGAUCUUACUGUGGAUGGUAAAGGAAUCCCAUGGGAUAAACAAGAAGUCAGCGAAGAAAGUCUCGAGUCGCUGGUAGCAGAACUCAAAGUAUAUGGUAAAAGAGGAGUCCAUAAAGACACUAAAUUGCAGGAACGAGGUGGGCAGAUAUUCGAGAGAGAUGGGAUAUUGUACAACUGUGCCUUCUCCCUCUGUGACAUGGGACGAGAAACAAAUGAAUAUUGUACAAUGCAACUAAUCUCUGUACCAGAAAGUAACUUGCAUCUAUACUACAAGAAAGGGAGAAUUGGUGAUGGCCCAAGAGCAGAGGAGAGGCUAGAAGAGUGGGAAAAUGUGGAUAAUGCUGUUAAGGAGUUCACAAGGCUCUUUGAAGAAGUUACAGGAAAUGAAUUUGAGCCGUGGGAAAGGGAGAAGAAGAUAGAAAAGAAACAAUUAAAAUUCUAUCCUAUUGACAUGGAUGAUGGAGUUGAUGUGAGACAAGGAGGCCUUGGACUUAGGCAGCUGGGAGUUUCAGCAGCACUGCAAUUUGAACCCAAGGUUGCCAAUUUUAUGAAGAUUUUGUGCAGUCAGGAGAUUUACCUGUAUGCCCUGAUGGAGAUGAGUUUAGAUCCCCCUGACCUACCAAUGGGGAUGCUCACUGAUGUCCACUUGAAAAGAUGUGAGGAGGUCCUAGUUCAGUUUGUAGAAGCAGUGAAAUCAAUAAAAGGCACUGGGCAAAAGGCAGAAGCUCUUUGGUCAGAUUACAGCCAAAGAUGGUUUACUCUUAUGCACUCUGCUAGGCCUUUGAUCCUCAGGGACUAUGAAGAACUUGCAGAUUAUGUUGCAGCAGCAUUUGAGACUGUCCGGGACAUAAAUGUGGCCUUGCGUCUUGUGGAAGAUAUGUCCGGCUCAACCCUUGAUGACCCACUGUCGGAUCGAUACAACAGAUUGGGGUGCUCAAUUUCUCUACUAGAUGAAGAUUCUGAUAACUAUAAAAUGAUCAUGAAGUACCUGGAGAAAACUUAUGAGCCAAUCAAAGUUGGAGACAUUGAUUAUGGAGUAUCAGUUGAGAAUAUUUUUGCUGUUGAACCCAGUGCCUGCCCUUCAAUGGAUGAAAUUAAGAAGUUGCCAAACAAAGUCCUUUUGUGGUGUGGCACUAGAAGCUCAAACUUGUUAAGGCAUUUGAAAAAAGGGUUCUUGCCAGCAUCUUGUUCUCUUCCUGUGCCUGGUCAUAUGUUUGGCAAGGCAAUUGUUUGGUCUGAUGCUGCUGCAGAAGCUGCUAGGUAUGGUUUUACUGCUGUAGAUAGGCCAGAAGGGUUCUUAGUUCUGGCUGUUGUUUCCCAAGGAGAUCAUAUCACUUUGGUUUCAAGCCCACCAGAGGAUACAAAAUCAUUAGACGCGAAGAAGAUUGGAGUGAAGGGAUUGGGGAGAAAGAAGACGGACGAAUCAGAACACUUCCUGUGGGAAGCUGACAUCAAGGUUCCUUGUGGUCGCUUGAUACCAUCAGAGCAUAAAGAUAGCCCCCUGGAAUACAAUGAGUAUGCUGUCUACGAUCCCAAACAGACAAGAAUAAGGUUCCCGGUGGGAAUCAAGUAUGAGGAGAAGGAUGUGGUGAUGGACACUGUAGAGUCAUAAGUAGAAGAAAUGAGCUAAGAAGGCUUUUUGUGCGACCGGGAAGAUCUUUGUUUAUUGCUUCUGCUGUUCUCCUGCAUGGCGGGUAUAGAGAUACCGGGUACUUGACGGGAUUUUAAUCAAAGCUCACCAAGAAGUUGAUGGAUUUUGUUGUAUAUAAUCACCCCUAAACCAAGUUGUAGCCCUAAUAUGAUUGUAUGCAAUAGUUCUGGUUUUCUGUUAGAACACUCCUUUCAUGCAGACACAAUCAAUAGAUUAUAAAAUAGCAAAAUGAAAGGAACAUUUGGCAAACAAAUACUUCAUUUGAGAGGGCAAGAAGAAACCUGAUUGCAUCAGAAGGAGCCGACUUCAUUGGCAACCGCAAAGAGUGCAGUUAUUCUAGUGGGAAACCUUGCCAUCUUGGGUGUCUCUUCUCUUAGUUUAAAGAAUGACUUGGGGGAUUAUGACAAGCAACUAAACAGAUCUAAGCAAGUUAAAUAUCCAAUAAAAAGUUUCUCAGUUUCUUGUGGUC
This is a messenger RNA of Hevea brasiliensis (rubber tree), 3080 nucleotides long. RefSeq names its product protein ADP-ribosyltransferase PARP3-like. Gene Ontology annotation, molecular function: NAD+ poly-ADP-ribosyltransferase activity; zinc ion binding. The record is from RefSeq and is a predicted model, not a curated record. Lineage: Eukaryota; Viridiplantae; Streptophyta; Magnoliopsida; Malpighiales; Euphorbiaceae.